This is a messenger RNA of Arabidopsis lyrata subsp. lyrata, 1362 nucleotides long. Its product is annotated as 2-dehydro-3-deoxyphosphooctonate aldolase 1. The coding region runs from base 293 to 1063 and encodes 256 amino acids. Gene Ontology annotation, molecular function: 3-deoxy-8-phosphooctulonate synthase activity. NCBI's taxonomy places the organism in Eukaryota, Viridiplantae, Streptophyta, Magnoliopsida, Brassicales, Brassicaceae. Gene Ontology annotation, cellular component: cytosol; cytoplasm. The transcript is spliced from 14 exons. Gene Ontology annotation, biological process: monosaccharide biosynthetic process. The record is from RefSeq and is a predicted model, not a curated record.
ACUUAAAGAUGAGAGGAGAUCUCAGUUCCCUUCUUCACUCACUCUGCAACUUCGAGAUCACGGCAAAGGUCAGAUUCCUUAUCUCUCCAUUUCUUAUUUGCUUCGUUGCAGAGAAGAAUUAGGUUUUCCCGAUCUUUGGAUUCUGAUUCGGAUUUUCGAGUUGUUCGGCGAUAAGAAUGGCGGCAACAUCACCAUUGUACAAUCAGCUCAAGGUUGAAUAUUAUAGGCUGCUGAACCAUUCUUCUUGUUGGCUGGUCCAAAUGUGAUCGAAUCCGAGGAACAUAUUCUUCGAAUGGCAAAGCACAUUAAAGACAUUUCCACAAAAGUUGGGCUGCCUCUGAUUUUCAAGUCAAGUUUUGAUAAAGCUAACAGAACUUCUUCAAAGUCAUUUCGAGGUCCUGGCAUGGCCGAGGGUCUGAAGAUUCUUGAGAAGGUGAAAGUAGCAUAUGAUCUUCCAAUAGUUACUGAUGUUCACGAAUCAAGCCAGUGUGAAGCAGUUGGCAAGGUUGCAGAUAUAAUUCAGAUUCCAGCAUUCUUAUGUCGCCAGACAGAUCUUCUGGUUGCAGCAGCACACACCGGAAAAAUUAUCAAUAUUAAGAAAGGACAAUUCUGUGCUCCUUCUGUCAUGGAAAAUUCAGCCGAGAAGAUCAGACUGGCUGGGAAUCCAAAUGUUAUGGUUUGUGAAAGAGGAACCAUGUUCGGAUACAAUGAUUUGAUAGUAGAUCCACGAAACUUUGAGUGGAUGAGGGAAGCUAAUUGUCCUGUUGUCGCUGAUAUAACCCAUUCACUACAACAACCUGCAGGCAAGAAGUUGGAUGGUGGUGGUGUUGCUAGUGGUGGCCUUCGCGAGUUAAUACCAUGCAUUGCAAGAACAGCUGUAGCAGUUGGGGUCGAUGGAAUAUUCAUGGAGGUUCAUGAUGAUCCUCUAAGUGCUCCAGUUGAUGGUCCAACUCAAUGGCCUUUGCGCCAUUUAGAAGAACUCCUGGAAGAGCUCAUUGCGAUUGCGAGGGUCACAAAAGGGAAGCAGCGGCUUCAAAUCGACCUUACACCCUACCGUGAUUAAAAUCAAAGGCUCAGUUCAGUAGUCCCGAGGUCUACUCGUCAGACAUUUGGGUCCCCAGCAAAUCCUGGAGAUUAGAGGAUCCGAGUCAGUAGUGAUGAGCCUUUGUUUCUGUUUGCUCCAGACUUUUGCAAUAUUCACUUCAAAAAGUAAUUCGAACUAAGAUAAUAUUGAGCUAUAUAAUAUAUACACAGAAAUACGGUUGUAUAUGCGUGGUUUCUCUCUGAUUUGUGUACUUGGAUAAUAUAUCUGUUGAACAUUGUAAUAAAUUUCUCGUGAACGGGAAGCCUAGUCGUGCUUGA